This is a messenger RNA of Mesocricetus auratus (golden hamster), 5231 nucleotides long. It is a transcript of the gene Mturn, whose product is annotated as maturin, neural progenitor differentiation regulator homolog. Gene Ontology annotation, biological process: regulation of signaling; positive regulation of megakaryocyte differentiation. The coding region runs from base 75 to 467 and encodes 130 amino acids. Gene Ontology annotation, cellular component: cytoplasm. The transcript is spliced from 3 exons. NCBI's taxonomy places the organism in Eukaryota, Metazoa, Chordata, Mammalia, Rodentia, Cricetidae. The record is from RefSeq and is a predicted model, not a curated record.
GGGCGGAGGCGGAGCGGGCGGUGUAAACAGACCCGGGAGCCGCGAGCCCCGGAGGAGGCGCGGGCGGCGCCGCCAUGGACUUCCAGCAGCUGGCAGAUAUCGCGGAGAAGUGGUGUUCCAGCACGCCCUUCGAGCUCAUCGCCGCCGAGGAGAGCGAGCGCAGGAUGGACUUCUAUGCCGACCCGGGCGUAUCCUUCUACGUGUUGUGUCCCGACAACGGCUGCGGCGACAGUUUCCACGUGUGGAGUGAGAGCGAAGACUGCCUGCCCUUCCUGCAGCUAGCACAGGAUUACAUCUCCUCCUGCGGCAAGAAGACACUCCACGAAGUCUUGGAAAAGGUCCUCAAGUCCUUCAGACCUCUGCUGGGGCUCCCAGAUGCAGAUGACGACGCAUUUGAAGAGUACAGUGCGGAUGUGGAGGAGGAGCCAGAGGCGGACCACCCCCAAAUGGGGGUCAGUCAGCAAUAAACUCCUAGGUCACCUUCCAGAAGGGGAUGAAGCCCUGUGCUGCCUGCCGAUGGGGUCCUGUGCUCCUGAGGUAGCCUUUUGUAUUAGCUCUUCAAAACAGGACAUCGGGCUCCCGACAUCCAGCUGAAAAUGAAAUACCUUUUAAAUGACCACACAGUGUCUGUGAUGAGCUUUGCUCAGAGUGAUCAGAAUUUCUGCCCCCACUCUGGCGGGGGUUUCUAUGGAGGUGUCUCGGUAGCCUUUGCCACUUUGAAGUUAGAACCCAUGUUGUGGCUGCCUGUUCCCUCUUGAGUUUAUGUUGGAGAAUUAACGUUUGCUGAUUGGAAUGUAGAGAACUCCGAAUGUAUUAGGGAUGUGUUUUGAGUCCUCCCAGGUGACCUUGCUGAGGAGAAGCAUGACGGAGGAGAAAUGCAGCCUGCACUCUUCAUGUACCUUUUAAGUGUCCGUAGGUGAAAGGUUUUGCUUAGAAAGCAUGAGUUUUGAUAUCUAGUCGUGAAAUGCAGAGGGCGAGGGUGGCUGAGGCUCCUUGGAGUCUCGCUGGUGCUGAAUUGGUUACCUGGGCAUGCUAGCCACUGGUUAGUGUAAAUGUUUUGUGGUUGUUCGAACAUUUUAAACCAUGCUAGUUCCAAAGCCACUUUUAAAUUCUACUAGUGGGAAGUAUGGGUGGGGUGAAAGAUAUAAAUUAUUGAUUCCUUUGAGCUGUUUCUAAACCUGCAUAUGAAGUGAAACCUUUACCCUCUUCCUUUAUGAGACGGCAACUUGUUAAAUCAUGAAAACAACCAGAAUCCGAGCAAGUACUCCUUAGGCUUUGAAGCCACUGAUGAAAUCUAAUAGGAAAAUAAACCAGGAUAAAAAAAUUAAUAUAAUGAAAUCCUGUACUUUUCUAAUCUUUUAUUCUUUAGAGAAUGUCAAGAAAAGUCUCCCACUGAGUUAAUUUAUUUAAAAUUAUAAUUAAAUACUCCAGGGAGCCUACAUGCAGUGAAAUUUUAAAGGGACAUGAAAGUGGGAAUCUUAAUUAGAGGAUUGCUUGCUUAAAAAGAGGACGUUUGUAAUGAGCAGGACACACAGUCAGAAGUAACUGCUGUCAUUAUUUAGUCAAUAAAUACUUACCAGGAUAUUCUCUAAUGCUGUUAUAAGACCCUUCUGUGUUUGGGGUUCUCAUAACUUAGGAUGCAAGAGCCCCCUUACAUCUCUUAAUUCCUCCAGUCAUCCAGUUUGGGAAUGUUCACACACACACACACACACACACACACACACACACACACACACACACGUCAUCAGUAUUUUAAGCUAAAAACAAACCAAACCCACAGUGGCAGAAGCUUGUGUUUGUGGCAGCGGUGUCUGGGCAUUUUCUGUUUGAUUCAGUGGUACCGUGAAAGGCCCCGCUGCCCCUUGGUGCACUGCAGAGUUCAGUUCCUGGGUGAUGUCACAUCGUGGUUUCCAUCUGUGCUUUGUACCUGUGAUUUUAUUUUCUGGAGGAAACUUAUUAAUGGUUAAUCUCAAGCUGAGUUACUUCCCUUGAAGUCGCCCCUUAGCAAAGUCAGACUUAGUGCUCCUUCCAAGGUGUGAGGUCCAGUCCUACCUGUGCCCCACCCACCCACCCUUUCUGCUCACAGCCUGGAGACUGAGCUCUCUGACUUGUAGAUGUGGUCCUUUUAAACAUGAUAGGCCACACAGAUAAAUGGCUUUUGUUGGUAAAAUGAAGAUACCUGAGCAGUUUGCUCCAUUAUGAGGUAACCUGGAAUUUUAUACAGAGACUUCAAAUCUAAAUUUACAUGUGUUUGGACAUUAAUAUAAGAUGGAUUUUUAUCAAAAAAACAUAUUUAAAUUUUGACCAAAUAUACUUGGUAUUCUCAUAUUGGUGUUCUCUAUUUCUACAAGUUAAGACCCCUGGUGGUGCAGUGGGCUGCUGGAAACUGGUCUUUCUUCUGCCCAGGGGUCAGGAAGAAAGACCAUCCCUGGAUGUGGCUGAUUUCCAUGACAAAACGCCCAGGCAUCAGCAUAUGCACUGUCCUUGCGAACCUCCUUCUCUGCUGUCAUGUGUGUAUCCCUUCCAGUGUGCACCUGUGUGUGCAAGCAUGCUCACACCCGCUCCUACCCAUUCUGUUGACCCUCAAAUCACAGUUGGGGUUGAAGGCAGACAGCCUGUGGUUAGUGAUGCAAACAGCUCCUCAGUGAGACCCUCCCCUAGCCUACAGAGGCAUUCCAGUGGCAACCAUGGGGUGGGAGGAGAAACACUUACUUCUAGGGUUGACUCAGCCCUUGACUGCAGGACGUGGAUAAAUCAUGUAACUUUUCUACGUAACAAGGAGGGGUAUUUGCUCUUGUAGCUUUAAAAACCCGACUGAUGCGGCUGCCGUAGGAAGUGUGUGAGCCAGAGAGCAGCAGUUGAGGACAGUGAGGGACAUGGGAAGAAAAUAAUUUGGGAUUUUGCCAAAGAUGAUGCCCUUAAGAUGUUGGCCAUGCCACUACCUUAGAACAUGGUGGCAGCGGGUGUCCAGAUCCCUGGAGCCUGAUGUGGGCUCCGUCCCAGGCAACCAAAUGAAAUUCUGUUGCUUUGAGAAAUGGGGAAUCAGAAGCCCCUGAAGAUGGUUUGCCUCUGCUGAACCUGCUCUGCCAGGGGUGGGCAAAAUUGCUUUUUGGUCCCGCCCCCCCUCCCCGUUCCCCCUCUGAAGGCUUUGGAGGUGGUCGGCAGUUAGCGCAAGAGGGGAAAUGGGCAUGAAGAACAGCUGGCGAUGAAUGGGUGGUGAGCACUUUGCCUGUCCUGUCACUCUGGAAGAGAAAACGACAGUGAAAAACUUGUCAGGCAGUCAACAGAGUGAGAAGAAACACACGAGGGAAAGACUGAUUGCUGACCAACAUGACCAGGGAGGGACUGAUUGCUGACCAACAUGACCAGGGAGGGACUGAUUGCUGACCAACAUGACCAGGCUGUGAAGUCUGAAUCGUACCAUGACAACAAUACAAAGCCUGACCUUAGCGCUGACUGACCCACGGAGACAUUUUCCUCCUAUCCGACUGAUUACCCUGCCUGGUAAUAGCACUGAGCAGGCUUCAGGGAUCCAAGUUCAGAACCGGGGAGGGUAGUGAAGCAUUGCCUGGUACACUUGGGUUCAGUCCCACAGAAUUUGUGACUCCUAGGCCCACUGCAGCACAUGGUACAUUUUGUGUCUCCAUGACCAGAGCGCACAAAACGUCUGCCACAUGAUGAGAUUGUCCUUUGCACACUGGUGCCAGUAAAACUGAAGCACACUGGGAGUGAGUGACACCAGUGUUCAGUACAGGCAGAAACUUCUCUAGCACAAUGCAUGUUGAAUAUUGUUUCAGUCUCUCAGAGCACAAAGAGUGUGUCCAGGGUGUUGUAGUUCCAGAGCGGAAUUAUUAGUUUUUGCAUGUUAAAACUCACCAGUUGGGAAAGUUUAAUCAAAUCGGGUUUUCUACAGUGAGAGGAAUGUAGGAAUGAACAAGACUUAAUGUGGGUUGGGAGAUGAACGGCGACCGUGAGAGAGUUAGGUCUCAGUCCACCCGGGUUGUAAACAAAGCACAAAGCCCACACUUACCUCCUGGGGUACAGGACAACACGUGUUUUCUUGGCUGUCUCUGGAGGGCUGCUUUCCUCAGAGCCUGGUUGUUCAGAGGGUGCUGAUGAUGGCUGUGACUUUCCCAGUGCCCCCUGCCAAGCCAAGGGCAAGGCAGGUGUGCUGUACACCUGGUGGAAUUCCUUCCCGUAAAAUAAAAUCAGCUGCUCGCCUGAGAAGCAAGCCUUCCAGAGUGCUGGCCCCGGCUGGAGUGGCUGCGAUGGCAGCUGGGGCACCGGGAGCCAUACCUGCCCUCUCCCACUAGUGCUUCAGUUGUCAGUUUCUGCACUAAGCCUUGAGGAGAUGCCAUGCAUGGCUUGUGGCAUCGUUUACAGACGUGCAUAAAAUCUUUUUUGCAUUAGAAACCCCUCUUUCGUACAAACUCAGUUAACCUUGGUUUAAUGGUAACUAGUGUGAUUUGAGAAACCGAGGUCUUUUAGGUUUCAUACGGAUUAGGUGUAAAACUUGCCAGAACGCUGGUAGUCUGUGGUCUGUGGCAAUGGCCAUGAGCAUUUCAUGUUAGGAGCCGCAUUCUCCACACUGUAAUGCUGAAUAGUUCCAAGCAGCUUAAAGUGUGUACCAAGCUACGUAGGAAUUAACAUUCGGUUCGCUUAGGGAUGUGUUCAAGUUGUUCAGCAUAAGGGAGGAAGCUGGCCGUGUGCUCUUCAAACCUUUUCCUGGGCUUUCCUUCGUUUUUGUUUCUCGAGAUUCUAUUUUAGCAGGUACCUUCUGAAUUGGCCAGGACCAAUGCUCUAUACAAAUGACAGCUUUUCUAGAAGGCGCUAAAAUAAAUAUUCAGUGCUGGGCAGGCCCAAACCCAGGUACAGUCCAGUGCUAAUUUGUGUACAAGCAGGAUUGCAGCCAUCUCCAAAGAAGCAAAUCAGAAGAAACAGAAGCAAGGGCCCUUGCUGUUCGGUUUUUGGUUUUUCGGGUGGGGAGUUUCUCCUGUGUGGUGCCUACUCUUCUUUGCGUUCACAUUUCCUUUCAGACAGCGCUCUUGUAAACGACAAACUGUGACAUGGGUUGCCAAAAACUGUGCCCUUUCUUAGAUGCUUCAGACAGAACUGUGUAAAUUCUCUCUGCACCCUGUCCCAUCUGCUCCCUCCUCCCUCCCAUGAGAGCAAGGACCACAUCCAAGGAUGUAAUUACCAUAAGCUUGCUAUUAAAGAGCCUUUCAGCCCUA